Messenger RNA from Ambispora gerdemannii, 237 nucleotides. The record is from the annotation of a GenBank genome assembly. NCBI's taxonomy places the organism in Eukaryota, Fungi, Glomeromycota, Glomeromycetes, Archaeosporales, Ambisporaceae.
CAACUCUUGGCGUAAUUAAUGGAUUGGCUAAUAAUAACGCAUUGCGUGCUAUUAAUGCCAAUCAGUUUAGAGGGGGAGCUCUCCAAAUAAGAAAUACAGUUCCAGCUGACAAUAAUGCAAUUGCUACACCAUUACUAUCUCAACCAUCUUUGCCAUCACAACCAUCUCAGCUGUCUCGACCUUACUAUGGACCACAACCCGCAGGAACAGACCAAUUUGUACGAGAUGCAAACAUUG